UUUUUAUCUCUUCUCAUCUCCGAUAGAAAAGUGCAUUGUAAAUUGAAGUACGAGCCCCCAACUUUUCUAAAAGGACGCGGACAAUAAAUAUGUUACGAAUAUUAGUCGCAUUGGCGCUACUAACCGACCGUUUUACUCAAUACUUCUUUACUUGAUAAACAACAAAAAUUUUAACAAAAAACGUCUAACCGAAACGCUACUUCAAAUUCAAAAGCGGAGAUGCUCUGAAAAAAGUGUGUAUACCGUAUACAGUGUGUAUGCAUGGGUGUAUUCUUAAUAAAACUACGACAUGCUGACAAUAUUUGGCAAAAAGUCGUAUAAUCGUGCUCAAAAACCAUUCAAAUUGAUGAAAUACAAAUGAAGUCCACAUACUAAAAGUCGCUACUGGAAGUACCAGUCUGGGAAAAACAUCUUUGGAAUACGUUUGGAAAUACACAUAUAAAAUGGACAACCAUCAUUUUCUUGAUCGAAAUGGAGAAAUCACUAUGAAUAAGCAUUUAUCUCAAGUUUAUUCCAAAAGAAAUCGUCAGACUUCUAUUUUACUAAAUCAAAUUAUUAGAAUAGUGCUGUCUGCGGAUGCAAGAAGACUUAUUCCUGCACGAACCCACGAUAGGACUGUUUUAAGAAUGACAUUAUUAGGACUAGGUUGGCUGAUUUUAUCAAUAUUAAACUUCCAAUUAACACAGGCUGAUCAAGUUGUUCUUUUGGACACGACUAGAGAAGCAACUUUGGAAUGGACGAGAUAUCCCUAUGGUCCUCAAGCCCAGACGCCAGGGUGGGUUGAAGAAUCGUUUACGGACUUCGUAAAGGGCAUUAACUGGCGAAGCUAUGUGGUUUGCGAUGUCGCCUAUCACAAUGUCAACAACUGGCUUUGGUCGCCCUUUAUUGAUCGUGGACCAGCAAACAGGCUGUAUAUUGAAAUACAAUUCACCAUACGAGAUUGCUCAUUAUUUCCAGGAAAUGCUUUGUCAUGUAAGGAAACAUUCAGCUUACUUUUCUACGAGUUCGACGCGGCCACCAGAGAGCCUCCGCCUUGGCAAACCGAUAGCUACCGGCUGAUUGCCCGUAUUGCGGCCGGAGAGGGUCGAUUCAAUCAGAACUCUGAUGUCGACAUCAAUACGGAGGUCAAGAGCAUAGCUGUAAAUAAGAAGGGGGUUUAUUUUGCUUUUCGCGAUCAGGGUGCAUGCAUUAGUGUACUCGCAGUGAAAGUUUACUAUAUCACCUGUCCCGCUGUCACCGAGAAUUUUGCGCAUUUCAAUGAAACACCAACGGGAAGAGAAAUAACGAUAAUUGAAAAGCAGAAUGGAACUUGUGUGGAAAAUGCUGAACCCUAUGAGACGCCAACUUACCUUUGCAAAGGUGAUGGCAAAUGGACCAUACUCACUGGCGGUUGUCGCUGUAAAGUGGGCUUUGAACCGAAUGACUUAAAUAAAACUUGUACAGAAUGUCCACUUGGUAAAUUUAAAUCGUCGGAAGUGCAAAGAUGUACCCCAUGUCCGCCGAAUUCGAAGGCUCUUAAAACAGGGUCAGCGUAUUGUCAAUGUAUCCCAGGAUACUACCGGCAUCCGCGCGAUGGCCGACACAUGCCCUGUUACAGUCCACCGGCAGCUCCCACCAAUCUCACAUUGCUUUUUGUGGAUCAAACAAGUGCCAUAUUAGCCUGGAGUGCUCAUAACCCCAAUAUAAACGAAUCAUAUUUGGGAGAACCUACGAAGACCCAAAAGUAUCACAGUGGUAUAGUGUAUAAAGUGCGAUGUAGCAUGUGUGGCUCUAAUGUUAUGUACAAUCCGGCAACGGAUACAUUUAACGAAACGAAAAUCACGAUUACAAAUCUAGAACCAGUAACAACAUAUACUGUUCAGAUUCAUGCCACAAACAGCGUGACACUGGUCACUGAGCCAUUGCCGUCGCACUCCAACGAAUCGUCCAAUUUAUCGAAUGAUUUUGUUUUCAACAAUACUUCAACGACGCAGAACAUUCCUCCCCUGGAUUUGAAUGAAAUUAAAACGCAAUAUGCCGAAAUUGUAUUCACAACGGAAUCAGUAUUACUGUCAACAGUCUUCAAUUUGCGCGUCUUGUCCAUCACCAGCAAGGAUGCAGAUCUUGAGUGGGAUAAACCCACUCAAAUUGAACCCCUCGAGUUCUACGAAGUUCGUUGGUUUCCAAAACUUGAACUUGAUUUAAUUAAUAAAACGGCAUUGAAUACCAAGGACACAAAGGCUCACAUCGAAGGACUUAUGGAAAAUACGGAAUAUGGUUUUCAAGUUCGAUGUAAAACGUUAAAUGGUUUCGGUUCUUAUAGUAACAUGAUCUAUGCCCAAACUCUACAAGCCGUUAGUUCAGUCUAUGACGACUCAGUCCAAAUACGAUUCAUUGCCGGGGCCAUUGUCACUGGGGUACUAUUUCUGGUUAUAGUAAUUGUGGCAACAGUGUAUUUUAUGCGUUCAAAGCAUCAGGAUGAGCUUGAUAAGAAGUCUACGAAUCAUUUGCCUUUGCCGAUGGAUUAUGCCAGCAAUGAAGUUAAUUCUAUGGAUACUACUCCAAUUGUCAAAACCCUUCACUUAAACGUGACAACGCCCCUUUUUGGUAAUAGCCGAUGUUACAUAGAUCCGCACACAUAUGAAGACCCAAAUCAGGCAAUACGAGAAUUUGCCAGAGAAAUCGAUGCUAAUUACAUAACUAUUGAAGCUAUUAUAGGCGGCGGAGAAUUUGGAGAUGUUUGUCGAGGUCGCUUAAAAAUUCCUCCAAAUUUUGUUCAAGACAUUGAUGUAGCCAUAAAGACUUUGAAACCAGGAUCUUCAGAAAAAGCUCGCUGUGACUUCUUGACUGAGGCGUCCAUUAUGGGACAGUUCGAUCAUCCGAAUGUCAUUUACCUCCAAGGCGUGGUGACACGCUCCAAUCCCGUCAUGAUCAUCACCGAAUAUAUGGAAAAUGGGAGCCUGGACACCUUUUUGCGGGUCAAUGAUGGCAAAUUUCAAACAUUGCAACUGAUCGUAAUGCUGCGAGGCAUUGCAAGUGGGAUGGCCUAUCUGAGUGAUAUGAAUUAUGUGCACAGAGAUUUGGCGGCUCGGAAUGUACUCGUUAAUGCGCAAUUGAUAUGCAAAAUAGCUGAUUUUGGAUUGUCACGAGAGAUUGAGAAUGCCAGUGAUGCGUAUACAACAAGGGGUGGUAAAAUUCCAGUACGUUGGACAGCACCGGAAGCAAUUGCUUUUCGAAAGUUUACCUCUGCCUCCGAUGUCUGGUCAUAUGGAGUUGUUUUAUGGGAAGUAAUGUCUUACGGAGAACGUCCCUAUUGGAACUGGUCAAAUCAGGAUGUAAUAAAGAGCAUAGAGAAGGGCUAUCGACUGCCAGCUCCCAUGGAUUGCCCCGAAGCGCUUUAUCAAUUAAUGUUAGACUGUUGGCAAAAGCAACGAACGCAUCGUCCAACUUUUGCGAGCAUUGUUUCAACGUUGGACAACUUGGCCAGGCAGCCGCAAUCGCUGCUAACCACAAGGAACUCUCCCGAAUCGGAUAAUACUCACAUUUUGGAUUCACAGCAGCGUGGUCAAAAUGUUUUUAUUAGCACAGACCUGUGGUUGGAGCACAUCAAAAUGUCAAGAUAUUGCCAACAUUUCAAAGAGGCUAACUUAAAUAAUGCUCAACAGAUUUCCCGUCUAACUGCUCAACAGUUAUCGGACAUGGGCAUAACCCUCGUGGGACACCAGAAGAAGAUCUUACAUCAGGCUCGUCAGUUGGACACUGUCAUCUAAAAACCGUUAAAUGUAUUUCAAGUAGUACUUCUAAGCUGUAAAUAUAAAAUAAUAUAAUAUAUAAUUAUAUAUA
Drosophila serrata is the source of this 3822-nucleotide messenger RNA. It is a transcript of the gene Eph, whose product is annotated as Eph receptor tyrosine kinase. Gene Ontology annotation, biological process: protein phosphorylation; axon guidance; ephrin receptor signaling pathway. Gene Ontology annotation, cellular component: dendrite; plasma membrane. NCBI's taxonomy places the organism in Eukaryota, Metazoa, Arthropoda, Insecta, Diptera, Drosophilidae. Gene Ontology annotation, molecular function: protein binding; ATP binding; transmembrane-ephrin receptor activity. The record is from RefSeq and is a predicted model, not a curated record.